Messenger RNA from Ostrinia nubilalis (European corn borer), 10987 nucleotides. It is a transcript of the gene Pi3K92E, whose product is annotated as phosphatidylinositol 4,5-bisphosphate 3-kinase catalytic subunit delta isoform. The record is from RefSeq and is a predicted model, not a curated record. Lineage: Eukaryota; Metazoa; Arthropoda; Insecta; Lepidoptera; Crambidae. Gene Ontology annotation, cellular component: phosphatidylinositol 3-kinase complex; plasma membrane; cytoplasm. The transcript has 19 exons. Gene Ontology annotation, molecular function: 1-phosphatidylinositol-4-phosphate 3-kinase activity; 1-phosphatidylinositol-3-kinase activity. Bases 393 to 3581 code for a protein of 1062 amino acids. Gene Ontology annotation, biological process: phosphatidylinositol 3-kinase/protein kinase B signal transduction; phosphatidylinositol-3-phosphate biosynthetic process; phosphatidylinositol-mediated signaling.
UCUCCAUUGAAGUUAUUUGCUCAUAGACUGAAUCCGAUUAUACGAUCAGCCAUUAUCAAAAUGUAUUGAACUUUUAAUCGAUUAAUUAUAAUUGAUUAAUUGCUUUAGCUAGAUACGCACCCCUAUGAAAAAUAGAAAAAAAGUCAACAGCUCAAAAAGACCAUAAACAAUUUGCUUUUCCGUAGUUUGUUGCACGUAAUCUUUAUUUACAAUUUCACAAACAUAUUUCAGUGAUUUUAGUCGUUAGUGAUAUUGUAAUUGAAUUAUGUAAGCGCUCUGUGUGAAGUGUGUGGCAGCGACCCCAUUGUUGUGGACUCGACUUAUCAGUGAAAGGUCAACAAAAAAUGUUGUGGGGGUAAUUUGGGAAUCCUGAGGGGCAAAAUAUCACAACAAUGGUUCCUGCACCGAGUUGUCCGUAUACGUGGGACUAUUGGACGUCCUCGCCGUCCGAUAGCGUGGAUUUGACGUGCCUGCUGCCGAACUCUAUUUACAUUCCUCUGAGAGUGAGCUGGGACGCGACCCUGCACGAUGUCAAGGAGGACUUAUGGGACCGAGCAGGGAGCUAUCCCCUCUUCGGGAUGCUCCACGAAAUGUCCGGCUAUGUAUUCCAAUUCGUCAAUUCACUUGCCGCACCAGAAGAGGUGGAUGAUGAAAACAAACGCCUGCGGGACAUAAAGCCAGUAUGUGGUGUGUUGAUGAUCAUAGAACGGUCAGUCAAGGUCCCAGGGGAACACUUGCUGAACACACAAAUAAGUCACUUAAUUGGAAAAGGUUUAAAUGAAUUUGAUAGUCUAAGAAGUUUGGAAGUGAAUGACUUUCGUAAACAAAUGAGGAGUCUAGCUGAAGAGAGUCUGAUGAAGAGAAUGCAAAGCACAUGGCUGGAAAGACUCCGUUACCAGUGCCCACCGAGGCUAGCAGAACAGCCCGUACCAGUUACAUUGAAGAGCCACCUAAAUAAGAACUGCUUCAUACUUGUAACCAAAUUCGCCAACUCUGAGUUCUCAUCGUCCUUAUGCGUGCCUAUAACUAGGACGCCAGCACAGCACAUCGAAAUAAUCCUUCGAAGACAGGCCAACUCCUUAAAUAUGCGCAGUGAACCCGCAACCAACUAUGUGCUCAAAGUGUGUGGUCGCGAAGAAUAUCUUUUCGGAGACUACCCCCUCAUACAGUUCCAGUAUAUCCAGGAGAUGCUUUCCAGAGACCUCGUGCCACAGGUCAUGACUGUCAGCAUGGAUAAACUACAGUUUCUGACUGACUCCCAAGACUACUUUAUACCGGAGCGACCGAGGCUGACGUCCGAACACUCGAGCACGAUGCGCCGGCGCACCAAGUACGUCAUGUCGUGGAAUCUGGAGAAGAAUUACUCGUGUAACGUGCUGUCCGUCGGGGGACUCAACGUCGACCCCGGACGGGUUGUGGAGGUAAUAUGCCAAGCGGGCAUAUUCCACGGCGGCAAAGCAUUAUGCGAGGCGCAAAAGACUCGCGCAGCACCUGUAUCCAAAGAAGGAGUGGCUCAAUGGGACCAGAAACUGAAGUUCCCCAUCAUGGUACACAACCUGCCGAGGAUGGCGAGACUCUGCUUUGGGAUAUACGAAAUCAUAAAAGUCAAAAGCAAGAAACGCGGGAAAGACUCUAGUAAGGAUUCUGUAAACAAGCUAGCAUGGGCCAACACCAUGAUAUUCGACUACAAAGACCAGCUGCGCACAGAUGGGCUGACGCUGUUUAUGUCAACCCACGUGGCAGACGAGACUCAAGGCGACGAUCAACUUCUACACCCGUUAGGAACAGUGCUCUCCAGCCCUAAUACCGACUCCUGCGCAGCGCUGCAAGUUCGCUUCUGCAACUACGAUUGCCAAGACCCGAUUCUAUUCCCAAAGCAAGAGGAGGUACGUGGGUAUGCCGAGCACAUUGAGAGCGGAUCUCCAGACGUCAUGGCCCGACUGGGGAGGGACUUUGAAAAGCUAAGGGCAACUGCUGAAAGGGACCCCAUGUAUGAAAUGCACGAACAGGACAAGAAGAAUAUGUGGGCGCUAAGAAAUCACUUCCGAACUGAAGCCCCGGAACUUCUGCCGCGAUUGCUCUCUUGUGUGGAGUGGGGAGACAGGGCAGAAGCGGCCAGCGUGUCUCGCAUGCUGAUGGACUGGCCCACUCUCCCCUUGGCCUCGGCGUUAGAACUACUGGACUAUGCGUACGCCGACGCCGCUGUGAGAAGCUUCGCCGUCAAGUGCUUGGAGGAGAUCUCUGACGAGGACCUGCUGCUAUACCUGCUACAGCUGGUGCAAGCCCUGAAGCACGAGUGUUACCUGAUGUGCGACCUGUCUGUGUUCCUUCUGCAGAGAGCCUUCAAGAACAUGAUCAUUGGGCACUACCUCUUCUGGCAUUUACGUUCCGAGAUGCACAUGCCAUCUGUGUCGGUGCGCUUCGGGCUGAUGCUGGAAGCGUACUGCCGCGGCUGCCAGGACCACAUCAACAGCCUCAUGAAGCAGAUCAACUGCCUCGAGAAACUCAAGUGGGCGAGCCAGUGCAUCCGCAAGAGGAGAGAGAUAUCAAGAGCGCGCACAGCGCUACAGCAACACCUACAAGAGCCGCACUGCGUGGAAAUGCUGGCCGACUUCGUGUCGCCGCUCAACCCUAGCUUCGUCUGCAGGAGGAUCAAGCCCGAAAGGUGUCGCGUGAUGGACAGCAAGAUGCGGCCUCUGAUGGUAGACUUUGAGAAUGUAGACCCUAACGGGUCGGACAUAAGGAUCAUCCUCAAGAUCGGCGACGACCUCCGUCAGGAUAUGUUCACGCUGCAAAUGUUGAGGAUCAUGGACCGCCUGUGGAAGAGCCAUGGAUAUGACUUUAGACUGAGCCCGUACAACUGCAUCUCAAUGGAGAACGAGGUGGGCAUGAUCGAAGUGGUGGAAGACGCGGAGACCGUGGCCAACAUUCAGAAGCAGAGCGCGCUGUUUAACGCCGCCUCCACCAUAUACCGAGCUACGCUGUUACAAUGGCUAAAGAAGCAGACAGAAGACGACGGCGGCAAGCAGAACGAAGUGGCGUUCAACAAAGCCGUGGAUGAAUUCACCAUGAGCUGCGCCGGUUACUGCGUUGCCACCUACGUACUGGGCAUCGCUGACAGGCAUCCGGACAAUAUUAUGGUCAAGAAGAGUGGACAGCUAUUCCACAUAGACUUCGGCCACUUCCUCGGCCACUUCAAGCAGAAGUACGGGUUCAAGCGCGAGCGCGUGCCCUUCGUCCUGACGCACGACUUCAUCCACGUCAUCAACAAGGGCCAGCGCGGCUCCGGCGACAACGAGCCCAUCGACUUCAAGAUCUUCCGCGAGCACUGCGAGACGGCGUUCAAGAUCCUCCGCAAGAACGGGCACCUGAUCCUGUCGCUGUUCUCCAUGAUGAUCUCCACCGGUUUGCGCGAGCUGUCUUCAGAGAAGGACCUGCAGUACUUGCGCGAGACACUCGUAAUGGACCUCUCCGAAGAGAAAGCGAUGGAGCACUUCCGUUCAAAGUUCAGCGAGGCCGUCAAGAACUCCUGGACAACAUCCAUCAACUGGGCCUUCCACAACUUCGAGAGGAACAACUGACAGCGACCCGUCGGCAGGCGCCUCAAGCGGCAACUGCCAAAGCACGCGCCCCAGACGCUGUGAGCCUUCCGUCUGGGCAACAAGGUCGAGUUUUCAACGAUUAUUAAUUUAUUAUGCAGGAUUAAGACUUGACCACAUUAGAUGAGCGGUAAGGUUGAAAAUAGAAUACAUUUUAGUUGAGAUGCGCUGGCUUUGCGCUUCUUAUAGAGUUUAUUAGCACUUAAUAAUAUCCGUUUAGUUCAAUUUACUCACACCAGAAUCAAGCGAUAAAAAUGCGUUAAAAGGAGAGACGCUUGAAAUUGAGAGUUUCUGUGCUCUGUUCUAUCAAAUCAGGCGCUCACUAGUGUGGUCUUAGCCUAUUACAAAACUAGAAAUGCUAACGAAUUUGAUGAUAUUAGUAAAUAACCGAGCGAUUCCGAGAUAACGUUGUGACAAUUGUCUACUGCUACUUUUUGUUGAAGCUCGAUUUCGUUUAUGUCUUUGGCCUGUAUUAUGAAAUACGCCCAAAGAUUUAAGGAAGCUAUUUCUCAAUACGAGUCUAAAUAUUUGUCAUAUGAAAUAACACUAAUAGACACAUUUCUAAUCAAUUCGAUAGCAUUUCGUAGUUCACAAAUAUUCUAUAAUUCGCAAAUAUAAGUUAAACGUACAGCUUUUAAUCGGCUUAACGAAUAAAAAGCAUAUACUAACUAAAAUUGAUCGUAUGCUUAUCGAUGACUCGUUAUCAUAAUAGGCUGUUAUUUUCGGGGCGAUCGAAAAGAAUCGGAAUACGUAUGAAAUGAAUUUAAAGCGAAAUCGAUUAUGCCGCGGUGAAUGUUAUAUUGAAACCCGUCAAACUGCAUUUGAUGGUAAUCCUAUUGCUCACUGCCUUCCAUGCUUUAACCGCAUUUGAAUACGACCCUCGUAAGCGCAACUUUGCAUCUAAUAACACCAGAAUGCGUAGGUAUGUCUGAAGCAUUAGAGUCCAUAUUUGCAUUUUGAAUCUUAUUUGUGCAAAUUUCUAAUGUUUCAAAAUACGCCACUAAGAUAUUAACGCUUGCGAUGGUCAAUCCAUAGCAAGACAAUGUUAUAAAGACAUUAGCCAUAAUAAACUAUUUAAAAACAGAUUCGUUCCUAUAAAAACUAGCCAUGAACUAUAAAUACAUGUUACUUAUUCAGUAAAACUCGUCAUAAUCGUAAUCUAUGGACCCGGUGUGAUGAUUUAUGAUAUCUACUUUUUUCUCUUUCAUUCAUAUUGGUAUUCCAAAUUGAGUGAGAGAGAAAGAAUCGAUUUUUUUAAAUCGUUUUUCGUAAUAGCGCCUCAGACACUGCGUCCAUUUUGAAACAGGAUACACUAGAUGUCGUAGUAUCAAUUAAUCAAAUGGGGUGUUGAAAUUGAAGAGGCUAGCGGUUACAGCGGGGGUAAGAAUGUGACGUGGUUGUCCUAAGACUGAUAGUUUACGUUACGCUUGCGCGGGCGCAUCGAGUCGUCACCGCGGCUUGUCUUAGAUAGGUAAAUAGUGCUGUGCUGAAAACAUUGUCUGAACUUGUUUGAAAUUUGACAAGUAUGUGUCCCAACUCAACACUAGUAUCGGAUAUACAAAGAUAACUCAAAUCUAGGAACAGUCUUCGUUAUAAAAGAUAAUCAAAAUAGAUUUGGAGAAUGAUUUCAACUAGCACAUUUGGUUUCAAUACCAUAGCCUCGCGAACGCUAGAGGAACUAAAAUCAACAACACCAACAAUGUCAACUACACGAAUUGGUCAUUGAUUUUAGUUCCUCACAGAUCCAAUUCAUUGGACGCGCUGUAGGCUCAUUCGUUGUUUCCCGAAUGAUUUCAGGAGCUCCCGUUCGUUCACUCAUUCGGUAGCAUAAAGUGAGUGAAUGAGAGCUAUGACAUUCGCGAUCGUUCGAAAAAACAAGGCUACUAUAACAGCCUCUUCAUUUGAUACAACAAUUUAUUCGUUAUAAGGUAGCGGUUUUGUAUCACAUACAGCGAUUUAGUAUGAAAACGUAACGCUAGUAUUAGUUCUCGAUUCAUGUUCGUUCGUUUGUGUACGUGUGACGAAAUAUUCCACGUGUGUUGAUACAUUGUGGUAGUUUUAUAAAUUGCGACGUAUCAAUUAGAUAACUAACAGUAGAACAUGAGGUCAUUGUUAACUAAUACAUUAAUUCGAAAAUCGUAAAUAACCUAAGCAUAUAACGGCCAAUCGUAUUAACUUAUUGGACCAUUCAUAUCUAUUUCUAUUUAUCAUCGUGCUAUCCAUUUGAUUGUUGUUUCGCGUAAUAUUUAAUAAAAAACAUUUUGAUAUUUAAUAAUUAAACGUAGCACCGAUUUUGAAUAAUAAAAAAUAUUGAGAUCUUAAUGGAUUCGGCUAGCGGCGGCCAUUUUGGCUGUGAUAUUGGCGUUUUGUGGAAAGUGCGCAAACGCAGACUAGAUGAAAGUUAAUAAUUUCUUUUGGAUUUGGGGUUUAUUAAGUGUUAGUUUAUCUUAAUAUCAAACAUUCAUUUUUUGGUUAACGAUAUACGUACGAUGUAGCAAUUGAAUCAUAAUAAUCGAGAUAAAUUAUUAUAUUAUACGAAACGCUCAGAUAUUUGUGUGGUACCUUAAAUAUUGGAAUAUAUUUUGAUUGAUUUAAUUUAGUAGAUUUAUGUAAAGCUAAAAAGAGGGUAGAUUAGGAGGUCGUAUCAAAAUUUGACGAUAGCGGGGCAUUCCCGGUCAUUGGUUAAUUUUAGGUGUUGAUACUUUAGGUAAUGUUAAGUGUUUGGGGAUGGAAGCGAGGCGAUGGAAUGGGCCGCCGCUGCCGCCCGCGCACCCUAGCGAAUUGUGCUCUCAUUCAAACUUAGGACUAAGUAGCGAAGUCUUUAUUUUUGCAUGUAGUUUUUUUAACGAACCCCGGUGUCGUUGCGACGGCGUGUAAUUUAAAAUAGGCUUAGCAGUAUUAUAUCGUCGUAUCUUUUAGGAGAAAAAUAAAUCUUCGUUUUAAGUACUUUUAUUGUAACUUCAGGCUACCUCAUGGUGUCGUGUACUAAAUAAUGCCAGUUAGUUUACCCUCAUCUCGGGUUUGUCUAUGGAAGAGGAAGGUUGUGGACGCCUCUUUGGUGGACGACCGCCAUCUUCCAGCUAGAUCGACUCGUAAUCUCUUAUGUCUGUAAUCGCUAGAUAAUCUAUGCAGGUUAGUAAACAUAUUGGAACUUAAAAUUUAGCACUCGUUGGAACGCUCUAGUUAAAUAUACACGGACUAGUGUGGAUUGAUAUAAUAUUUGAAUGAUGAAUAUGCCUUAUGAUAUACUUUAGCAUUAAGUUGUUGUUACAAACCGUUGUGCAUAGUUAGGUGAAUUAUUGACGGUCGGUUUCUACUGAACGUUUUAAGAUGUUUACGGCUGAAAUAUUUGGUAGUUAUUGACUCGUCGGGACGCAUCGACUGCUUUCUUUUGUAAUCCUCAAUAAUAAUUUUAAUUUUACAAUAUGCGCCUUAUAAAAAGAUGAUUGAUUACGUGAGAUGUGCGAGAAAUAUGAUAAAGAACUUAAUUUUAUGAACAAUUUAACAUGUGCCUAUACAAAAAUUGGGGGUAAAUUGCCAAGAGCAACCGGUCGAUGCGGUCGUUAACCGCAAUCAUAAACCAGUUCAAAUUGGUGACAUUUAAUAAAUAUAUACAUUACCUUUUUUAACGAUUAUUCUACUUAAUAAGUCAUUUAAAUUAGUAAUGAUGUUGCUAUUCGGGUAGUCGUAAUUUGGCUUCAUGCUAUGCUAUCUUUUACAAUGUUAUGCAACUCCGAUCGAUGUGAGAUUUGCCCAUGAUACCACCAAAUUAUCCAUCAGUACUAUGGCUAGGAUCACUAAGAUGUAACUUUUAGAUUAGUAAAUAGCAUAAUAUAGCAAUUGCAUAACGAUAUUAUUAUGCAACGGGAACGCAAAAACAUAAAAGACAGCACCUAAACAAUGUAUACCUCGGCUAGAUUAGACAUAUCACAGAAUCAAUAGGUGUAAUCCUCGCAUACAUCAUAGUUGUUCGAUAAUUCUGCAGUAGUGUUCAGUAAAUAUAAGAUGCAAAUCAGUCAAUUUACUCAAUUUGCUAAAAUAGAUAAUAAAUACAAAUAGUGCAUUGUAAUGUUCGCUCGUUGUCGAAUAUUAAUUUAAAGCUGUGGUUACACUACAGGACGAAUUGAUUGCCAAAUAUUUUGCUAAAGUUUGAUGAAAAAUCUUGACUUCGUGACAAAGUUUGAUGUACUGUUGAUAUUCCUCAAUUUGCAGGGCACAAAGCGAAAUUGCACCGUCACGCUUAGGUCAUUUUGUCCUGUAGUGUAUCCAGCUAAGAGUAGGCGCACACCUUUAAUUUUUAGUCGGCCGAUAGUUUAGUCGGGCAGUUGAUCAGUAUGGGCAUGUAUGGGAGUGCGCACACUACGCCGAUUCGAUUUGGCCGAUUCUUCAUACAAUUUAAAAUCGGGCACAACUAUCGGCCAACUAAAAAUCAACGGUGUGUGCCUACUCUAACAUGAACCUCGCUCAUUGCAAUUCCACAGUGUUUUCAAUGAAACAAAAAGUCUGAAUGGUUUGACCUAUUCAUUAAAUAUUUUUAAUUGCCAGUGCAAUCAGAAUUUGUAUGACAAAAAGAGCUUAUUACAAGCAUGUAACCAAAACGGUCGAAUACCUGGUCAGAUAAAACUUCAGUUUAUGACGGGAACAUUGUUGGCCAUAGCAACAAGACAUAAUGAACAAAAAUAACCUUUAAUCUCCAGUUUUCAAAGUAGAUUACUCCUUGUGUUCUACUUGUUUGUACACGAAGAAAAUCAUACGUGUUUCUGUCCAGAAUGAAAUGUAUUAUGUUACUGUCAUAUCUGUCGCUAGUAACCGAAUACAGCGAUGUGGUUUUAAUUAUGAUUUAUUAGAUCGAGCAAUCCAGGUCAUUUGUAGACUUGGUGGUGGCCAGCCAUGCUGAAAAUUGUGGCUUGAGUCCAUUUUAUUUAUUAAAUACUUUGACACUUUCUGUCAAGUAUUAAUAUCAGAUGAAAAGAGACAAUACUGUUUAAAUUAAAUGGUGUUUUAAUACUUUAUUUUACACACAAGGAAAAUCUCUCCCUUGUUCUAAUCAGAAAACUUCAAUUUGAAUUAAUUAAUCAAUCCAUCAGUGGACUUAAAAAAUCAAUACAAACUUCCAUACAAGCUCUAUGAAGAAACAAAAGUUUUGAGAGCAGAGACAGAGAAAAAUGAAGACUAAGAGGUGAUUUUGUUGUUUAUGGUCAGUCAAUAUUCACCAAUAUCCGUACACACUGCCAAUAAGUAACUAGACUGAUUGCCUUAGCCAUAGAUAAGAGAAACCGCGAUACAUUAGUGAAUCACGCCAGAAAUGCUGUCUAGCUAUUAAUACAAUUUAGAACCAAGGCAUAGACAUUAUUAUCUGAAGUAAUUGUAUUACUAUUGACUUAACAUAAUUAUCGGAUUUAAACAAAAUAUUUGCCAUCAAUUGAUUAGCAAUAGUUCAAUAAAAAUACAGUCCUAUGCUAUGGUAUAAUAAUUUCUUAUAGUGAUUGUAUAACAUUAAUAAAUGAAUAUAAAUAAUUGGCUUAUUUCGAUUUAACUGAAAUUUGUAUAUUAUUUUAGCUAAAUAAUCCAUUAUUUAUUCAAUUAUAGUACAGGCUUUCGAUGCGCUAUUAUUCUAUCACUAUCAAAAAUUAUCUAUAAUUAAAAUAAUUAUCUAGCUAGCUUAUAAUAUUUUGUCAAUACGUUCUAAAAUUGUUCAUACACGUAUUAAUUAUCAUUUAAAAGCCUUGAAUAUGUAGUUUACGUUCCAUAGGUAAGUAUAAAUUAUAUUCCAUACUUCUCCAUACCUGAUCAAUACUACAUACUCUCAGUAAAAUACUUCCAAAGAAUUUACUUCCGACGAAAUGAAAAAAUAUUUUAUUACAUAUUACGUUUACGGCGAGAAAGCAACAAACUGUUUUAAUAUAAGUAUAUUUAAUUGAAUUAUGCAAUACACCUGAAAUUAUUCUUAUAAUAAGAACUAAAUGCAUGUUAUUCCGAAUAUACUCUUAUAAUCACAAAUAAAUGAAAUAUAAUAGCUUGUAUACAAAAUAUUACUCAUAUUGAACUUCAUAAUUGAAAAGUUUUGAAUUUAUCUGUGUAACGGUUGUAAAAUAUAGUAUGUACCUCUUUAAAAUAUCUUGUUAUAGGAUUAGUAAAUAUACACCAAUCGUACAUAUUUAAUCCAAUAAUAAUCUUAUGCAUUCUAAUGACACUGUAUUUGGACGUAUAUUUAUUUUACUAUCAUGAAGCAUUUUGAAUACAUAGUUUAACCUAUUUAUGUUAUUAUGUUUCCAGUUUCCUGUCUUAUGUUUAUUAUUAAUUUACGUCGCAACCGAAAUAUAGAAAACAGAUUUAUUACAAUUAAGUUUAAGAAUCCAUUCUGAUAAGUUUAUUUUUGUUGUUUUUUGUAAGUAAUAAAAAUAACCGCAAAGACAAAAUAUUAACUAUCUAUAUGAAUAGUUUUAGUUUAAUAUACUAUUGAAUAUGCUGCGAUUACUAUUAUUAUAUCUCAUAUUUCACCAAAAUAUCGAAGUGUGAAUUAAGUAGAUUAAUUACCUGGCUGAUGGUAUCUGUAACCGAAUAUGCUUCCUAUGUAGUGCUAAAUAAGAAGCUAAAAUAAAUAUACCGUACUAAGUUCACUAGGUACACGAGAUCCGUUUGUGCAAUGUACAUAUUAAUAUCGCCGUUUAUUUAUGUGUAAAGCGUAAAUAGAUCGCCUUAGUCCAUUGUAACUUACUUUGACAUAAGUUUUGUUGAUUUUAUUAUGGAGUAUCCAGACUAUUUGACAUUUUGUGAAUGUUGCCAAGAUGUUUUAACUUGUAUGUUAUUAUUAUUGAUUAUUUCAACAAUUACAUUAAGAUACAGAUUUGAUUUAUUAAUUAAUUUAAGUGAGAUUAAUGUUAAUGAUCGUUUUGUUUUUAGUAAAAAUGGUAUAUUCGUGUAGGCGUCUCGUGAAACUAAUUUUGAGCGAGUUUAUCUUCAAUGAAUUUCCCAGAUUCAGAUGUACGAUUUUAUUUUUAUUAAAUACAGACAUGAACAGAAUGUCAAUAAAAGGAUUGAAAACUCCAAUGAGGCGUAUCUAUUUUUCAAGUAAUCUACCAAAUAAUACUAUUAUGAAUGGAGUUAGUGUAGGUAUGUUAACGCAAUGUUAUGUGAAAUAGUUACUAAGUUAUAUAUAUAAAAGGAAUAUGUUAGCCAUAUUGGUAAAUUAAUACAUAUUGUAAAGGGUCAUGAAACACUCGAGUCUACAUACAAUAGUUCCUUUGUCAUGUGUCAUUUUAUAAUAUAAUCAUACGAGUAACGGAAGUACGAAUGGGUAUUCAUUUAUAUAUUGUAUAAAUAAUUUACCGAUCAAUUAAUUUGCUAUCUCAAAUAUGAUUUUUUUAAUAAACAUUUACAUACGAUGA